UUUCUACUUGUAUGAUAUUUCCUACAAGCACCUCUUGUUUACCAGUCAGACAUGUACAAGCAAACAUUUCGCCGCCUUGUGAACAAAUCUCGUCUUAUCAAAGUAGCAUCGAUCACGGCCGCUUUUUGCUUCCUAAUGGGCUUGUAUGAAACGAUUAUGUAUUCAGAGAACGCUUUGAGAUCAAGCCUUGAAUUCAUAACCAAGCCAUUGUUUUUUGAGAAGGGAAACUCGUUCCAUUGGAGCAGACACUUCAUCAACACAAAACAAAGAACCCCCAGUGGGGGUCACGUUCCUAUGGCAACACUCCAAAAGGUAUAUCGCCAUAUACCGGACACCGGUAUUUCCAGAGCAGAGAACAAAAGUCUUGCUGUGCUUUUAGGAAGAGGUGUCAUUGAGCCGGCGACUGAUCUUGUGACUACUGACACGAAGGUUAUUCUCUGGUAUAGUCCGACGAGAUAUCACCCAGUAAUGUCGAGACUGCAUCCCUUACGUGGAUGUCCGGAGUCCAGAUGUCGAGUUACGACAAACAGAGCCUUUUAUAACCAGAGUGACGCUCUUAUAUUUACAGCACAGCUCUUGGAUAAAAUCCCUCCAGAGAAACUUAAAAAUCAAGUGUGGGUGUUACACAAUCACGAGUCUCCACAAUGGUCGAAGGAGACGAUGCAUUUUCACAGCGAACACUGGCGUUCAAAGUUCAACUGGACGAUGGACUACAGGACCGACUCCGACAUCAGGACGCCAUACGCCAUCUUCCAAAUGAAAAACGGAAUAUUUCUCAAACGGGAACGGCGACCAUCAAGAAACUACUCACAGAUCUGGUCACGGAAGGAAGGAGCUGUUGUUUGGGUGGUCAGCAGCUGCCGGACCAUGAGUAGAAGAAUGAAAUAUGUUCGGGAAAUGAGUAAAUACAUCCAAAUUGAUAUAUACGGACACUGUGGUAAUAAACAAUGUUCAAGGUCGAAGGAUGAGUCGUGUCUGAAUAUUCUCUCUAAAAAAUAUAAAUUCUACCUCGCCUUUGAAAAUGCGUUUUGCAAAGACUACAUAACAGAGAAGUUUUUCCGUUAUUUUAACUCUGACAUGAUCAUUGUGACCAGAGGUGGGGGCAACUACAGUGACGUUGCUCCUCCAGGAACCUUCAUUGAUGCAGCUGACUUUGUGUCUCCACAACGCCUUGCCCAGUAUUUGAACGAGCUGGCUGACAAUGAAAGAGACUAUGUCGACAUUCUACGCCGAAAGGACCAGUAUGAGCCCAUUGCAGAGGAAUAUCCUAUAGUCAGAAAUGGAAACAUUGUAUACAUGACCUACCACUACGAUGCAGUGCCUAUGUGUGACAUGUGUGAAAGACUGUGGCAUGUUGAGAAGUACAAGACUUUCUACACGGACAUAGGGAAGUGGUUCGAUAAAGGGCUUUGUUUUCCCCCUAAGGAUUUAUCUUCAUAAAUAACGCAGUCGAAAGGAGUAGGGUUUGUAUGGUGUGUCAGGAAACAAAGAAACACAUAAAUAUCUUUGUGACGAACACCGGGUGUAAAUGUGUGCGUAUGGGUCCUUCUUGCAGGGGAGGGUGUGCUUACCCUUUUCUCGAACACUGUUUCGGGGGAUGAUCGAUGUUCUCUGGUGUCAACUUAAUAUAUUCCCUGUGUCUUACUGUCGACUGAACGUUAUAAUCAUUGAGGGAUGGAAUGGCUGGAUGUAAUAUGUAGCCUUGAUUCAUUUUGUCAUGUAAAACAUCACGAGUGAAUGGUCAUUAAACUAAAAGUGACAAUCAACUUUCAAAAUGUUAAAGAA
Messenger RNA from Haliotis rubra (blacklip abalone), 1785 nucleotides. RefSeq names its product glycoprotein 3-alpha-L-fucosyltransferase A-like. The record is from RefSeq and is a predicted model, not a curated record. The coding region runs from base 52 to 1440 and encodes 462 amino acids. The transcript is spliced from 2 exons. Gene Ontology annotation, molecular function: alpha-(1->3)-fucosyltransferase activity. NCBI's taxonomy places the organism in Eukaryota, Metazoa, Mollusca, Gastropoda, Lepetellida, Haliotidae. Gene Ontology annotation, cellular component: membrane.